Notothenia coriiceps (black rockcod) is the source of this 688-nucleotide messenger RNA. It is a transcript of the gene ebag9, whose product is annotated as estrogen receptor binding site associated antigen 9. The record is from RefSeq and is a predicted model, not a curated record. The transcript has 4 exons. NCBI's taxonomy places the organism in Eukaryota, Metazoa, Chordata, Actinopteri, Perciformes, Nototheniidae. Gene Ontology annotation, cellular component: secretory granule. The annotation marks the transcript as partial.
CCACAGUACCUGAACGGAGCACGAACACGCUGCACUUCCCUGUUCCUGUUCCUGCUCCUCCCAGCUCAAAGAUGGCAGCCAUGGGACAGAGACGAGAGACGACACGAAUUUAGGAGUUUUGUCCUGAAACCUCAUUGAGGUGUACGGCUGUUACAUGCGUGGUUUUAACAUGACAGCGAUAUAAUUCUUCUCUGCCAAUUGGUCGUUAUACAAAGACAGGUAAAGGUUUCAGGGAUAUCAUGUUUUCCUGUGGGCUAAGCUAGCAAGCAACGAUUAGCAAAUAAAUGAACUUGCCUCUUCUACCAUUCAAGAAGAAACCAGCUGCUCUGUACACGGUGUAUUGACAUAUUGCAAGUUCAAUUUCAUCAUGGCCAUCACUCAGUUCCGUCUCUUCAAGAUCUGCACAUGUCUAGCCAGCUUCCUUUCUUUCUUCAAAAGGUUAAUAUGCAGGAGUGGAAGAGGCCGCAAGCUCAGUGGUGAUCAAAUAACCCUCCCGACAACCGUGGACUUUUCAUCAUCCGUACCAAAACAGCCCGAGAUUGAAGAAUGGAGCUCCUGGGAUGAAGACGGCCCUACAAGCAUUAAGAUCGAAGGUGGCAACGGAAACGUUUCACCUACAGCCAACGACAUGGACCAAGAGCCCGACUACUUCAAAGACAUGGCUCCCACCAUCAGGAAAACACAGAAG